CAAACAUGAAGCUGAUUUGGGUCUUCAGUGCCCUCUUCGGGGCUUCCUUGUGCCUGGAAACGUUUGUUGGACACCAGGUUCUCCGAAUCAAAGCAAGCAACGAGGAACAGAUUCAACAACUGCACCUUCUGGAAACGCUGGAACAUCUCCAGCUGGAUUUCUGGUUAAGACCCUCUACCCCGGCUCUCCCUGUGGAUGUCCGGAUCCCCUUUCACAGCCAGCAAGCUGUCAAAGUCUUCCUGGAGUCCAACAACAUUGAGUACUCUAUCCUCAUUGAAGACCUGCAGGUUGUACUGGAUGAAGAAAAGCAAGAUAUGGCCCUCAGCCAACAACGGGAGCGCAGCAGCAGCACUUUCAACUAUGGAACUUACCAUUCUUUAGCUGCGAUUUAUGAAGAACUGGAUAAUCUCGCACACGAGUAUAGCAGCAUUGUCAGCAAACUCACGAUUGGGGAAUCCUAUGAAAAGCGGCCUCUGUAUGUGCUCAAGUUCAGCACUGGAGGAACGAACCGUCCUGCGAUCUGGAUCGACGCUGGGAUCCAUUCCCGAGAGUGGGUCACCCAAGCAAGCGCCAUGUGGAUAGCUAGAAAGAUUGCUUCUGACUACGGCAGCGAUCCGUCCAUCACCUCUCUGCUGAACAAAAUGGACAUUUUCCUGCUGGCAGUCACCAACCCUGAUGGAUACGAAUUCACUCACACCAAAAAUCGCAUGUGGCGCAAGACACGCUCCAAGAAUCAAGGCAGUCUGUGCAUUGGAGUUGAUCCAAACAGGAACUGGGAUGCAGGUUUUGGAGGUCCUGGAGCCAGCAGUAAUCCCUGCUCUGACUCUUACCGCGGGCCCAGCGCCAACUCGGAGGUGGAAGUCAGAUCCGUCGUAGAUUUUAUUAAGAAUCAUGGAAACGUCGUGGCCUUCCUCACCCUCCACAGUUACUCUCAGCUCCUCAUGUACCCCUACGGCUACAAAUGCACUAAACCAGCAGACUAUGCAGAGCUGGAUAGCGUGGGCAAAGCUGCUGCCAAUUCCAUCCGUUCCCUGUAUGGCACCACCUUUAAAGUGGGGAGCAUUUGCUCCACUAUCUACCAAGCCAGUGGAGGCAGCAUUGACUGGAGCUACGAUUACGGCAUCAAAUACUCCUUUGCCUUUGAGCUGCGGGACACUGGUAAUUACGGCUUCCUCCUGCCCGCAAGCCAAAUCAUCCCAACGGCGGAGGAGACCUGGCUGGGCCUGAAGACCAUCAUGGAGCACGUGCGAGACAAUCCAUACUAGAAGUCAGGAUGGGAAUCAGCUGUC
Messenger RNA from Nothoprocta perdicaria, 1289 nucleotides. RefSeq names its product carboxypeptidase A2-like. The transcript is spliced from 11 exons. Gene Ontology annotation, biological process: proteolysis. Gene Ontology annotation, molecular function: metallocarboxypeptidase activity; zinc ion binding. The record is from RefSeq and is a predicted model, not a curated record. NCBI's taxonomy places the organism in Eukaryota, Metazoa, Chordata, Aves, Tinamiformes, Tinamidae. The coding region runs from base 6 to 1265 and encodes 419 amino acids.